Molecule: messenger RNA, 1113 nt
Organism: Cicer arietinum (chickpea)
Lineage: Eukaryota; Viridiplantae; Streptophyta; Magnoliopsida; Fabales; Fabaceae
Source: RefSeq, a predicted model, not a curated record
GUUAUUUUGAAACUGAAAAUGUGAAAUAAAAAAUUGAUAUUUGUAGAGUGUAUGACUAUUAAACCCUUGAAAAUAAAGUAAAUGAAAAAUUACAACAAUAUAGAGAAAAUAAAAAUAAGUACAUAAGGAGAAGCAUCCGGUGCAGGCUUAAACAUUUCCAUAUUCCUCUUUUCCUGAACUUGAUGCAUUCUUCGUCAUCUUCAAAACUUCCAAUUUUGUAUUGAAUGUUGCGUAUUUAUCUUCCUUUCAUGUUAUUCCAAUUUGCUUCACAACCAUCUCCUUCCUCUUUUGGUUCCUCCAAGAAUGUUUGGUACUAUCGCUGCCUUGGCCUUGACCCUUAAACAAAUUUAGUUACCAAUUCGUUUUUCACCACCAAAGUUCCAAUCUUUUGUAUUUUGUUUCAUCUGGGUCACUGUUAGAUUUGAAGAAAAAAAGACAAAGCAUGAUGAAAAAGAGCGUUUUUGAGAAGAACAGGAACAGGGGAGACCAAAAAGCAGGGAACAACAAAAGGUUUUUGGUUACUAUAAACAUCAUGGGAAGUUCGGGUCCUAUAAGGUUUGUGGUGAAUGAGAAAGAGCUUGUUUCUGGGGUCAUUGACACUGCCCUUAAAUCCUAUGCAAGAGAAGGAAGGCUUCCUGUUCUUGGUUUCAAUGCUUCCAAUUUCCUUCUUUAUCAUCCAAAUGCAGAAUUUUAUGCUCUGAAUCCAUUGGAACCAAUAGGAUCUUAUGAGGGGAGGAAUUUCGUGCUGUGCAAAAAGCAGGUUCACCCAUCAAUGAAAGAACCACAAUCAGAGCUGAGAUCUCAAAAGAGCAAUGGUGGCUGGAAAGCUUGGUUAAACAAAUCAUUUGUUUCGAAAAUCUUAUCCAAUUGAUAAUCACAUCUUCAAUUGUGAAUGUGUUCUAAAAUUCAGUUUCUAUUCUGGAUUAUGCUCAAGGUCACAUUACAUGAUAGUGGCCUUAACAUUGAAGUCUAUACAUUCUUCUUCUUCACUUCUUAGUUAUUAAUACAACAAAAUGAUACUUGUACUAUAGAAAGUUAUAUAAAUAAUAAUGGGUUUCUUUAUAUCACAAGCAACCUGUAAAGAUAGAUUAUGAAUUUCAAUUUUUUUUAGAA